GUCAUUGUUGUGUGCCGCUCAGAGGCACAGAAGGAGCGGUUGCUAUCACUGAAUAAUGGGGAAGUAUCCGAGCCCAAGGUGAUUGAGACAACAAUGGGAGACGACGGCUCAGUUCAAGCGGCAAAUACCAAUGAGGGCUGUGUGAUUGAUGUGGUGGAUGUGUGUACCAGCGACGAGGAGAUGCGCAGUGCUGAAUACGUCAAUAGCAUUGCCGACAAGCUUAAAGCUCGGUACGGACAUGUUGGCCACAUAGUAACCAUGAACGAUACGCACCAGCUGUGCUGGAGAGCGCUGUGGUCACUUGUAAGUACAGAAGGGUCCUUCCUGUUCCUGCGUAUGAAUGGCCUUGAUUCUGGGCCUACCCCUUUCGCGCUACUUAACGAAGCUAUGGAGGCCGCCAAUGACACAACACAAUCAGUGAAUGAUCUUAAGGUGGCCUUUGACACCUGGAAUGACCACUGCAGUGCGUUAUGUGGGACAGUUGUGGAGAUGAUGGAGUCGGGGUGGAACGGGCUCAGGUUGACUGUUCUCUCACCCGAGCAAUUAAGCCUCACAACCUUCAAUCCGGCAGGUUAAGCUGAUAUCGCUAUUAUUAUAAAAACAAGUGAUUGAUAUAUUUGCGUUCUUGCUGUUGCUAUGCGUUUCUAAAUUUUCCAAAAAAAAAA
Molecule: messenger RNA, 665 nt
Organism: Sphaeroforma arctica JP610
Lineage: Eukaryota; Ichthyosporea; Ichthyophonida
Exons: 3
Coding region: 94-576 (160 amino acids)
Source: RefSeq, a predicted model, not a curated record